CUUCUCUUAGAUGGAGGAACAAGUUCUGACACGAGUGCGGAGGAAAAUUAGAAACAAAAAGUCUGCUCAGGAGAGCCGCAGGAAGAAGAAGGUGUAUUUGGGAGGUUUAGAGAGCAGGGUCUUGAAAUACACAGCCCAGAAUCUGGAGCUACAGAACAAAGUACAGCUCCUGGAGGAACAGAAUUUGUCCCUUCUGGACCAGCUGAGGAGACUCCAGGCCAUGGUGAUUCAGGUAUCAGACAAAACGAGCAGCACCAGCACCUGCGUCUUGGUCCUACUUUUCUCCUUCUGUCUGCUCAUCGUACCUGCUAUGUACUCCUCUGACACAAGGGGGAGCCUGCCAGCUGAGCACGGAGACCACUGGCCCUCAGGAACCACUGGCCAGCGCACUGGUCAGACAUGAUGCUACAGGACUGAGGCUGAGGGCUGCAGUCAUAGUUGUAAUAGCGGCCUGGCGCAGAGGAAGACAAAAUAAGGUUCCUUGUGGCCCCACAGCUGCCUUAAGACUCCUUAGGAUCCUCCAACUCACCAUUCCACAGCAGUCGCUCAUAGGCUUCUUGGCCCCGUCUAAGGAUGGAAGAAAACUUAUCCUGGACGUCCUGUGCCCCACACAGACCCGCCAUCUGGACCAUCACAGCCACGGCUGCCAGCCACAGUCCUCCACAGUAAGCACUGAUCAGGGACACGGGUGUGGGGGUCAGACUGGCAGCUCCAGCCACUCCCAUACAACAUCACAAGCAAUGACUCAUUCUUCCUGGAGCCCACAAUUCCUUGGUGCCCAGUUCCCCACCUCAGGCACCCUGGAAAUCCCUACUCCCCUACCUGGGGCCUGUGGUGAUCCAUCCAUCAUAGGUCUGGUCUGCAUAGCCUCCAUUCUCAAUGAGUCCAUCUUGGUCCUUGUCAAACUUCAUUUCAGACUCCAUCACAACCUAGAGAGGAACCAAGACACUGAAGACCUAGGUAGAUGCUAAAGAAAGACAACAACAGACCGCUGGGCUUUCCCCAAACACCAGUCGUGCCCUUGGCACAGUGGCCACUGCACAUGCAUGUCUUACCAGGCACACAGGCCACAUGUCUCUCAGGAAGCCCUGGUCCCCCGUCAGGUAAUAGUCUCGAUAAACCUGCAGCACAAACUUCAGGUUUAAGUCCUUCCAGUCCGCGGUAUCGUGGACCACAUAUGCAUUGACUCGGAGCCAUGGCUCGUCAUCUGUGGGAGGGGAGGAAACCUGACUGAUUUGCAUUGGUGGGUAGAGGGUGCAAAAGUUGAGGGAGGGAAGUGAACCCUGGGGUGGAGGUACUUUUACCUGGGUCCCCAAUAUCAUGGGGGAUGACGUUCCUCCUUUUCACAGGUGCCAUUACCCCACUCAUCAGGUACUGUCGCCGUGUCAGGUCCUCCCUGAGUGUGGCCAGAGCUGGGGGAGCAGACACACAAGUGGGGGGGCAGGGAAUGGGCAGACUUGAGGUGGGGCUCAGAACUGUGUUUACGACCCUGGAGGGGAGCCAGUAAGCAGGACGAGUGGAGAGGAGGGUGGAGACAAUCUGAGGGGCCACAAAGAUUCAGGGCCGGGGUGGGGGGAGACGGCAGAAGGGGCACAAAAGGGACCCUCACCCAUGUCAUACUGCAGGCUGAGCUCGAGUUUGGGCCAGAGCAUGACGAGGGCAAAGGAAGCGUAAAAGUGGACGUCAUAUGUGUUGUACAUGCGAUAUUCCUGGCCUGGGGGAAGGAGGGAGACACAGUUGCCAGAAUUCCUGCUUCCCCUGGAAUUGGGGAUGGGGUACUGGCCUACCCCACACCUGCCGCUUACCCCUUCAUCCCAACCAAUCCCCCGGGGUAGGCAAAACCCACUGUCCUGCCUUGUGGUAGGGCACUAACUGGCCUCGUGGAUACUGUGGCCCACCAGCUGCCCGUACCUUCCAGGUAGCCAAAUCGACCGUAUUCCUGGAGGAUGGGGCGGAGCUGACACAUGCUCCCCACCAGCUCCUCUGGUAGGGAGUCCUCAGGAACUUCCAGCCAUACUGUGCCUCCAUCAGCCAGGAAGUAUAGUUCAUUGAAGAGCGCAGAUUUGUACCAGGCAGGCAAGGAUCUGGGGAGUCAGGAGGAAGGAACGGUCUGAUGAGUGUGGAUCUCCCAGGAAGGGAAGGAUUCUGGAGUUCUGCAGAGCAGGGGGCACCAAAUGAAUCCCAGCCCAACUCUGCUGACUGUGGUUGAGUGGAGACUGAACCAAGGAGUCCCAACUGGAGUGUGAGUGCCCAGGAGAAAGGCAAGAGAUCAGCCCCAUUGGCACCUGUCGUCCAAUAUUGGGCUCUGCCAAGCUGAGAUCUUCUCUUCCCAGUCCACAUACCGGCACAGGGCAUAGUGGCUAAGGGCAGGUGCUGCAUUACCAUCGCGGCCAAAGAACCUCGUGUACCGCCUGGGAUGGAAAGAAAGGGGAGGAAUGAGAACUCGGGUUCCAGGUCAGAGCUCCAGCACCUUGGAUCCCUGUACUCUCUUGGUCCCUUCACCUGUAGUAGACCUGGCCCUUAGCUCCAAACAUGAUUCUGGGCAUAUCCCAAGCCAGUGAGAACUCCAGGCGGCACUGGCCUCGAGGUGGCAGCUUGCCUGUAACACACACAGCCCCAGCGAUGCCUACUCCUUUCUGCGAGGGGGUGCUUCGGCCUGAGAGAAGCACAAGAGAAAUCGGCAUAGGCACCCCCUUCAGCCCCAGGGGUCCCUAAUAUGGGAAAAUAAGGCCUGUUCGUUACCAGUGCUCUCACCCCUCCUCCCAAGACGGGAACAACCUCUCUUCCCACCACCUCCCUAUCAAAUCCCCCCAUCACCAGCAGGGGAGUCCAGCUGUCCAUCUUGAAGUAGAUCUUGCCACACCUGCUGCCCAGUGCUGUCAGGGUCAAAGGCUGUGAUGUGGGUUACCGUGGUAGCCGCCUGUUAAGGGGCCAAAGACUCUUUGAGGGGAGGCUCCCCAAGUAGGCUGGCUUUGGACUACUCUCCAGUGCCCAUUAUAAUUCCCACCAGAGGCUUAAGGGCUGUAGUGAGGAUGGGACUCAGGAACUGAGGAAAGGAAGAGCCCGUGGUGGGAUGCAGUGCACUUGGGGGUCAGGCUGAGGGGAGGCGUUCGGGGGCUAAGGUCUAGGGGAGGCUCUAAUGUACCGUGAGUCGUGCGGCCACAGCCAUCGUGUAGGGAUUCGGAAGGGUUGGAUGAUGCAGCAGCAGCCCCUGUGUGGUCUCCCCAUCACGCUCCAGACAGAAGGGCUCAUUCCACAAUCCCCCUGGGGCAUCAUCUCCAACCCCCAGUCCAUUCCGCAUGGAGAACAUGAUGGACACAUCCAGCGCUUCGUCCCCUUCAUUUUCCACAUCCCAUACAAAGACUCCUACAGGCAGGCUGCUGUCCUGGGAGCAAAAGAUCAGACUCAGAUGGUCCCAGUGUAGCCCCUCCUGGCCCCACUCCUCCAAACCGAGGACCUGGCUCAAACACUAUCCCCUGCCCCCAGUAUACUCUCUUUAGUUUCCACUUGCAUCUCCCCAUAUUCCCAGGCAGGGGGUCUUACCACUGAAUGGAGGUCCUGGAAAACCAGCAUGUCAUGUUCCAGUCCUCUCUCUUUCAAGGAUUGUGGAAUUUACAGCAGAGACAGAUCUCAGGGAGGGGAGGGCAAUGGAGCAAACACAGUGGGAGCCUCACCUGGUAGUCAUGGGGCAAGAUGGGUGUGAUCUGGCGACAGGUGAGGGUGACAUUCUGGCCAGGAAGCUGAUAGACAGUCCAGGCUCGGGGAUAGAGGGCGUGGUAGAAUGCAAAGUACCCACACAGGCCCCAGUUCCAGCUGCGCAGGACACUUGGGCGCUCCACGGACAGGACUUGCUGGUACACGGUCUUCCCCUCCCGACGCAAGCACACUGUGAACUACACCAAGAAGGCAGAUAGGCUGGGAUGGGGUAACCACAGCCACCUCAAACUCGUCUCCCCUCCCCUUUCCGAGCCUACAGGGGUUAUCACUGCACCACAGCCUCGCUCAUCCGCAAGGCCCCUCUCCCACACUGUGAGUCACCACCAGGUCCUACCUCCUCCUCCUCUCUCCCCCGUUUCCUCUCCUUUCUUACUGUGGUGGUCUUUGUGCCCUCACCAUUUCUUCCUUUAUGCUCUGCCUCUUCCCAUCUGUUAUCAGUGAUCUUCUUACAGACAAAUCAAGAUGUGCUAGUCUGUGUUUAUGUUUCAGUGACUCCCCAUGGCCCUCAGGCUAAAGUCUAAACUCUUCUACCUGGCUUUCAAGGCCCUUCUUGAUCUGGCCUCUCCCUGCCCAUCAGACUGAUUACCUGUUGAAGCACUUACAUUCUGGUCAUGUCAAAUACUCACUGUUUCUUGAACACACUACAUUUCCUCCUCCAUGCCUUUGCUCCUGCUCAUUCUCCAUCUGAUGAAACUGCUCAUCCUUCAAAGCCUAGGUCAAAUGCCAUCUCCUCUCCUCAAGCAGUGAGUCAUUGUCCUGUAUGUCCCCCUACCUCUGUAGUCUAGCAUAAUGUUUUUGUUUACAUUCUGACUCCCUGAUUGCUCUAUGGGUUCAUUGAGGGCAGGGCCCUCUCCAGUUCACUGAGGCCCCCCCCACCUCCACUACAACUCCACCACCAGAAACAGGCACAGUUGGCAUGUAUAGGGAGAGAAUGGGCAAAGUAUCCAUUUUUUCUCAGUGUACUAUCUAUCCCUCUCAUUUUGGUUCUUAUGUGGUCUCACGGUCUCCAUUUUCUCAAAGUCCUAUUUGCCUAAUAAAAAUUUAAGCUUCUGGAGGAUAGGGGAUAUGAGGGGUUAAUAUCUCUUCCCUUGCUUCAACGUAUGCCUGAUAUUUUUAUGUAUGUAUACAAUAAUUUUUAAUAUUGCUGGAAUGGUAGAGAAUGGUUAAGACCACAUCGAGAGCUGGUUCUGAAUCCCAACGUGCUUCCAUUUGCCAACGACAUGACCUUGGGGGUGUUUACUAAAUCUCUUUGGAUCUUAGUUUCCUCAUCUAUAAAGGGGGCAUAAUAAUGGUACUUACCUUGCAGGACUGUCUUUAAAUAUUAAAUAUCCUACAAAAUG
Molecule: messenger RNA, 5057 nt
Organism: Leptonychotes weddellii (Weddell seal)
Lineage: Eukaryota; Metazoa; Chordata; Mammalia; Carnivora; Phocidae
Source: RefSeq, a predicted model, not a curated record